AUGACAACUCCCACGACUGGCCUCGAGGCACGCGACAUGGUGUUAGCCAAAAAUACACCCGAGCAGCUUGCUGAACAUCAACGUGUAACCCAAGGAAAGGUGCGCACGCGCUUUCCUCCUGAGCCCAAUGGAUAUCUGCACGUGGGCCACGCCAAGUCCAUGCAUAUGAAUUUUUUUGAAGCAUUUGAGAAAUUGGGCAUUCCUUUGGACAAACGCGAGACAUAUUUUCGGUAUGAUGAUACGAAUCCAGAGGCAGAAAGUAAUGAAUAUAUUGAGGCAAUUGCCAAUAAUGUACAUUGGUUGGGGUACACACCGUCGAAGGUUACGUAUAGUAGUCAAUAUUUUGACGAGCUAUACGAAUUGGCAUUACAACUUAUCCGGAAAGGAAAAGCGUAUGUAUGUCAUCAAAGUAAACGUGAAAUUGAAGCAUCUCGCCUUGCGUUGCAGCAAUUCCAUGCGUCACCUGGUGCUAAAGACGAGAAUGAUGUUCCAACCAAUGCGAAAUCUCCUUUUCGUUUACGUUCCGUGGCUGAAAAUUUAAUUGAAUUUGAAAAGAUGCGUCUUGGUCUGUAUAAUGAGGGAGAAGCUUGUUUACGAAUGAAAAUGGAUCUUGGAAGCCCAAAUCCAAAUAUGUGGGAUCAUGUAGCGUAUCGUAUCAAGUAUGUACCCCAUCCACAUCUUGGAAAUAAAUGGUGUAUAUAUCCAACGUAUGAUUAUACGCAUUGUAUUGUGGAUGCAUUAGAACAUAUUGAUUAUUCAAUAUGUACAUUGGAAUUUGAAACACGUCGAGAAUCAUAUUAUUGGCUUUUACAUGAAUUAAAAUUGUAUAAACCCAAUGUAUACGAAUUUGCGCGAUUAUCCAUGACGUAUACUGUAUUAAGUAAACGUAAACUUUUGCAACUUGUGAUGUCCAAAACUGUACGUGGAUGGGAUGAUCCACGAAUGGGCACAUUAAAUGGGCUUCGUCGUCGUGGGUUUACACCCCAAAUUCUUAACCAAUUUUGUAAAGAAAUUGGAGUAACGCGUGUUCAAUCAACAAUUCAAAUUGAACGAUUGUAUUCAGUAGCUCGUAAUAUUCUUGGAGAAUCUUCGAAACGUGUGAUGGCUGUAUUGGAUCCAAUUGAACUAGUGAUUGAGAAUUUUCAUGAAGUACAAGACAAGAAAAUAUUAUUGUUACGUGUACCCGAUUAUCCGCAAGAUAUGGAACGUAACAAUGGCAAAUCGUAUCAUCAUGUUGAAUUGACGCAAAGUUUGUACCUUGAUCGUAGUGAUGUACGUACAGAAGAUUUGCCCGACUUUUAUGGUGUUGCAAUUAAGAAACAAGUGCGACUGAAAUACGCAUUUCCAUUUACCUGUACGAAAUUAGAAACGGAUGAUAAUGGCAAUGUGACAAAAAUAUGUGGACAAAUGGACUGGACUAAUUCAUCCAAGCCAAAAGGUGUUCUCUCUUGGGUACCAAAAAAUAGUCCAAAGCUUGAAGUACGCGUGUACUCGCACCUAUUUACAGUACCAGAGCUACCGAAUGAUGUGGAAAAUUGGGAAUCGUUUGUAGAUUCUAAAAAUUCGGAACGUGUGUACCCUUUUGCACGUGUGGAUCCUGAGUCGUACGAUAAUCAUUUGAAUACAAUUGUUCAAUUUGAACGAAUUGGGUACUUUGUCAUCGAUCAAGAUUCGACAAAAGAGAAAAAAGUGAUGAAUCAAAUUGUUGCAUUGCGAGAGAGUGGUGGUGAAGUGGCAAGUGAGAAGCUCAAUGCUCACAAUCCGAACGUAAUCACAACAUGGCAGGAUCGUACCCCCGAGAUUCUCAAACCAGAAGAAGUGUAUCCUUUACCAUGGUUUCUUAGUCCUGAAUGGACUAAACGGUCGUCACCUACUGAAACGACAAGACUUUGUCAUCCUAGUACAAGGAAUGAACCUCAUUCAUUAUGUUCAUCAAUAUUCAAGUGUUGUUUUAACUCAUCAACAUCAAAUGGAAGUUCUGAGUGUGAAAUGGAACUUGGAAACUUUCAGCAAAGACAAGCACAUUCCAUUGAAGCAGAGGAUGAAGCUGGAAGUUUGAAACAAUGUCUUCAAUUUCUUAUGGGACUUCUUGUGAUUAUGGCAAUGGCACUUUUACUUUUAAUUAUCUUUCAACCUCAGUCGAAAUGA
This is a messenger RNA of Plasmopara halstedii, 2148 nucleotides long. Its product is annotated as glutamine-trna ligase. Gene Ontology annotation, molecular function: glutamine-tRNA ligase activity; ATP binding. Gene Ontology annotation, biological process: translation; glutaminyl-tRNA aminoacylation. NCBI's taxonomy places the organism in Eukaryota, Oomycota, Peronosporomycetes, Peronosporales, Peronosporaceae. The coding region runs from base 1 to 2148 and encodes 715 amino acids. Gene Ontology annotation, cellular component: cytoplasm; cytosol. The transcript is spliced from 2 exons. The record is from RefSeq and is a predicted model, not a curated record.